Messenger RNA from Malus domestica (apple), 1585 nucleotides. RefSeq names its product U-box domain-containing protein 3. Gene Ontology annotation, molecular function: protein binding. The record is from RefSeq and is a predicted model, not a curated record. Lineage: Eukaryota; Viridiplantae; Streptophyta; Magnoliopsida; Rosales; Rosaceae.
CAUUUCCAAAUCAGAAACACUCUGAAAAAUAAAGGAAAGAAAGAAAGAAAGGGUGACCAAAAAAGAAUUGUUGAGUUUGCUUCUAACUGAAACAAUGGAUUCGCACAGCCCCAAUUAAUACCACUUCUUGAAGCAACCAAUCCCCCCAAUCCCCAAUGCCAAAUUAUUAACCUACCUAGUUGGUGAGAAACUGGUGCUUUCCUGCUUGCUCUGAUCAUGGAGGAGCUGGUGCUGCAAAACCUGUUUUCCGGCGACCGGGCGGCGCAGAUUGAAGCGGCGACGGAGCUGGGUAAGCUGAAGAGCAAGCAGAGGCACAAGUUGGCAGAGAGGGGCGUUAUGGUUCCGUUGAUUUCGAUGCUGCAUUCGGAGGAUGCCGAAGCCAUUGAAGCUUCUCUGUUUUCUCUACUUAGUCUUGCCUUUGGUAGUGAAAGAAACAAGAGUAGAAUUGUGAAGUCCGGGGCUUUACCGGCGUUGCUAAACCUGCUCCGCUGCGAAAGCAAGGCGGUGAUCGAGCUCACGAUAGCGGCUUUUUUGAUCCUUUCGUCUUGCAAGGGAAACAAGCUACCGAUUGCAUCGUCCGGGGCCAUCCAACUAAUAGUUGAACUUCUCAAUCAAGACUAUGCUGAAGGCAUCAGCCUGCAAGCCAGACUCGACGGCAUAGCCACACUACACAACCUCUCGACCUGCCAUCAGAUUAUUCCGUCAUUGGUUUCUUCCGGCGUGGUGUUUUCGUUGCAACAAACAUUCCACAGCUUGGAAAAAUCAAACCAACUGGUUGAGAAGGCAAUCGCGCUACUUGACGACAUUGUUUCUUCAUCCGAGACUGCGCUCGAGGAAACUGCAGGUACGUGCGGCACAAUCCGGGCACUGGUUGAGACAAUUGAAGAGGGAUCGACGAAAUCCAAGGAGCACGCAGCGAGAAUCCUCCUGCUUAUAUGCCAGAGCUGCAGAGAAAAGUACAGAGGACUGAUACUGAGGGAAGGAGCAAUGCCGGGACUGCUUCAGCUGAGCGGCGAUGGGUCGUGGACGGCUAAAACCACGGCACGGGAGUUGCUGUUUCUUUUGAGAGACUGUUCCAACUAUGGUUCGAGAAACAAGCAGUCGAGGAACAUGGUUAUAGAGCAGAUUAUGGAGGAAAUCGAUGCCGAAGGAGAGAGAGUUGCGGGGACAAGUACAUCGGCACAGAGGCUGGUGGAGGAGAUGCUUGCAAAGAUCAGCAUCGGACGUUGAUCGCGACCAAACCCUGAGCUUUGCCGUUAGCGAUGUAAAUAUAGCCGGAAAAAAUAGUUCCAACCAGAUUAAGAUGUUAACAUAUAGUCGUUUAUCUCGUUUCUUAAAAUUUAACAGAAAAUUUGACAUAAUUGACGGUUGAAUUAAAAGUCUAGCAGGCAAAUCGAAAAGAAUCACAAGAACAUAGAAAAUACCGCAUCAACAUUUAGCAAGCAGUUUCAUACAAAUCUCCCACUGUUAAGACAAAACCAUUCAACAGUAUAUUGGAACAACGAAUUUCAGUUGUGUAAGCAAUCUACGGAAAAGAACAGUGAAUAUUUUUGUUACUAUAUAUGGCUUAGCUUCGGGGAUUCAU